GAAAAAAAAUUCCUAACGUCACAUGCGUUCUUCCCCAAACGAUCCUCACCUUCUCCCAUUCUGGUGUCGCGAUUUCGCCUCCCCCACAACCGACGCUGGCGAGUCGGCUCUUCAGCACCGCAUCUAGGUCAUUAUCGGAGAUCACCACCUACAUCGACCAUCUCCCUCGGCCGUUAUAAAAAACAAAGAAGAAGCUGAGAGUUCAAGCCCUAAUUGAUCAGUUAGGGCUCCGAAAUGACGCCAAAAGAAUAAUCAGCGACGAAGGACAUCGAGGAGUCUCAGGCGGAGAACGACACCAUGUUUCCAUAUAUCUUGUCUCCUACCACAACCACCACCAUACGUUCCCUGAAUCUACAUCCAAACAGAAAAACUCCAACUGCACUUGUCCCAAAAGCUUCUUCCACCGCCGAAUUCUCCCCUGAAAUCGCUGAUGUACUCGGAGAUGUCAACAUCUUCACCGCUUCCAGAGACUCCGUCGCCUUCAAUUAACUCUGGGAUCAAUCUGAGAGGAAAUAAAUGGAGCGUCAAAUGGUUCUCAAUCUUAUACACUGGAAUUUGGUGUUGGGCAAGAUGUUGAUCGUCUUGACGCAAUUGGUGCUAUUGGUAAUUCCACAAGCAAUAUCAACAAGAUAUGGGUUUGCUGUGGGUGCUAAUUUUAUGGGGCUUGUCUGUGUUUUGAUGAUUGUUUACUAUCUCAUUGCUUAUCAUGUUGGAAAGGUAAUUUCUAAAGUGUAGUUGAUUAUUACUAUGAUUGAGUCUUUAAGAUGUAAACCACAAGUGAAUCUAAUAUGAAUUACAUAUGAUUCAUAUGUAAAUCACAAGUG
Molecule: messenger RNA, 824 nt
Organism: Lactuca virosa
Lineage: Eukaryota; Viridiplantae; Streptophyta; Magnoliopsida; Asterales; Asteraceae
Source: the annotation of a GenBank genome assembly